AUGGGCAUUGAUAUCCCCCAGAUGACACCCCUCCCCUUCCAGGACACCAUCCAGAGUCAUCUGAACUGUGGUUGGGUGGACGUUUUGUUCCGGCAAAGCAUCAACCCUGUCAGCCUUCCUGCUUUAUCUGCCAUCGUGAUCUUGAAUGACACAGUUUUGUGGACUGGCAACUUUGGAAAGAGGAAUGCCAGUGAUCCUCUGUCAGGCCCACCCAGUGAAUAUACCAUCUACAGAAUUGCCAGUUUAUCGAAGAUUUUCCCCACGCUGAUGCUCUACAAACUGUGGGAGGAUGGAAAGAUCGCCUCCUUAGAUGACCCACUGGAAAAAUAUGUAGACAAUUUCACUAUAAAAAACCCUCUGGGAAAAACACGAGACUCUGAGUUAAAAUAUGUGACAGAUGGCCUCAUAUUUCUAGACAGCGGAGAGGUACAAAUUCGCUCCUCCUCUGUCACCCUGCGCAGGAUGGCAAGUCAGCUCUCAGGUCUGCCCAGGAGGCUCCGGGCAACAAAUUUACUCUGGAAAGGCAAAACCCAAUCGGCAAUCAAUCUAUUACAAGACGAUGUCCUCGUUGCAGAUCCAGGGACCAAGUGUCACUAUAGUAACCUCGCAUUCUCUUUACUCGCUCAUGUAAUGUCUGAAAGAGUGGUCGGCGUUGACUACCAACGGUGGGUCACAGAAAACAUCUUGGAUCGAUUGGGAAUGGAAGACACCAGUUUUGAGCUGACCCCUGGGUUGCAGGGCCAGUUUGCGGUGGGAGUGUACUCCAAUGGAAAACCGGCGCCUCUCUAUGAUCUCGGCUGGUAUCGGCCUUCGGGUCAGAUGUUCUCCACUCCCGCCGACAUGGCCAAACUUGCCAUGGUGCUGCUGGGUGCUUACCACCGUAAGCUGUUGGAGCCAGACUCUCUAAAGAUCAUGUUGAACCCACUCUUUAGGUGUGAUAAGGAUUACUUCGCAAACCGUACUGGGACACCUUGGGAGGUAAAUGAGCUCAUGGGCUACGAGAUGUUGAGGAAAGAUGGUGAUCUGGACGGCUACUCUGCCACGUUCUCCCUGGUUCCCAGACUGAAGCUUGGCCUAGUGAUCCUAAUGGCGGGCAGCAGGCCCCAGAAACAGGAUGUGGUCACAAAGGCCUACAGCUACAUUGUUCCAGCAAUCGAGAAAGCCUUCAGAGAAGCCAAGAAAAUUCUUGUUGCUCCUCCAAAUCCAGAUCCUUACGUUGGCUUUUUCACAUACAGCAACAUCACUUUCUACGAGAUCAAAGCGGGACCCGACGGAGUUCUGAUUAUGCAGCAGUUUGGUCCUCAGAUUGAAGAGCUGAUUCCAGAGAGGUACAGGACAAUAAAGCUCAAGUACCUGGUUGAGCGGGUAUUCAGAGUUGUGUUUGAUAAAGAGUACCCUUGUGUUUUGAGAGUGGGCAAGGCUUCCGUCUCUCUGGAAGCCCAAGAUGGUCAGCUGUUCAACUUCUAUGUGUUUAAUAAGCAAGGUUUGUCUCCUGGCUUUGAUGCACCGGGGCUAAACACAUACAAUGUGGUGAGAAUAGCCCGCAGACCAACCUUCACCAGCUGAGGAGCAGCAAAGACACAAAAAUGAAGUCAUGCAGGGGCAUUGAAUACUGAAAGACUCACCUGAAAGAAGAGAGGACUCCAGCAGUAUCCCAUGGGGAAGAACUCUUGAAUGAGAACGGAUAACAAAGACAAGUAUUUCGCACAAAAAUUCCAUAACUUGUUUGCUGGGUGGUGUGCAUGAAUGUCGUCCUCACACUGGUCCUUUAUCACACAUCUGAGCUAAAUGCCCACACUGUGGUAAUUCGGAGCUUUUGCUCUUCCUGCCUUCAUUUAAACUGCUCUCAUCUCUUCUGUUAACGUUUCUCUAGAAAACAAACAGAAGCAGAUCAACACUUCUUAUGGUGGGUCACAUAAAAAAUGUACAUAUGUAAUUUUUUUUUCAAACAGGGUUAUUUGUAAAUAGGAUAUUAGGCUCUUGUAUUUGUAAAUAUUGUGUAUUUCCAGUCUUCUUGUAACAGGUUUAUUUAUCAGUCUUACAGUUUUAGAGGUGCUUAUUUAAAGUUAGAAACGAUGCUAUCUUAUUCGACAUUACCACAGGACUAACCUUGCCUGCAAAUUGAUUGGUUUUUGUGCGCUCACAAACACACGAGACACCAUCUCGUACCGCUCCCACUUCAAUCGUUUGUGACCAAACCAAUCACGUUGCAGUUUUAUGUUUUAAGGCGGGACAUAGAGCUGUGACGAAAGCCAGAGUUGCUGUUCCCACAGUCGAGCCAACUUAAACAUGACAGCGCAGGAGGGACGCACACGUAGCUACUGCUAUCACACCUGUUUUGUCAGAAUCCACAAUUUCUUUGAAGAAGACCAGUAAGAGGUGCUGGAUAAAAGAUGACAGGGUAACUUGUUGUGGUUGUCUCAUGGAUACAGUGAUUGGCUAAAACCAACCUUUGGUGUUGCUUCGUCCAAUCAGCUUAGAGAAUUCUUCUGAAAUUCCCUCCUUUCCACAAAUGGGUUCAAUGGGAGCAGUUCCAGAUUGAUAAUGUACAUAAUGCAGAGUGCUAUAAAUUAUCAAUCUAGCUGGCCAGGUUAGUGUAGGACCACCAGGGCUGCAGCUCUCACUGUCUGUUAGCUUGUGGUAGCUGUAACAGAGAGCAAAUUCAUUUAAUAACUUUACAAAAGCAAAAGAAAUCAGUAUUUCAUAUGGAUAAAAGAUGACAGAAAUAAAAUAAAUACAGAUGAAUUUGAUUGCGAAGGCCAGUGUUGGAUUGUACCACAGCAAAGUAACUGUAUAAAACUCCAUUUAAUAAUUGAUUCAAAGGUCACAUUAUUUUUUGUGAUGCAUUCCUUAAUUUCUGUCAUAUGGCAACUUUUUUGGCCGAUCGAGUGUUUUCUAUGCUGUUGGUCCUGAAGUUUCUGUUGUUUUCUGUGAUGCUGGUUGAAAUAUGGAUCAUAACGUCAAUAUUUAUUAUGUACUUUUAAGGUUGUCUUCUUGGAAAUAAAUAUUGCCCUUGUUUCAGUUGA
Messenger RNA from Fundulus heteroclitus (mummichog), 3026 nucleotides. Its product is annotated as lactamase, beta-like 1b. NCBI's taxonomy places the organism in Eukaryota, Metazoa, Chordata, Actinopteri, Cyprinodontiformes, Fundulidae. The transcript is spliced from 5 exons. Bases 1 to 1566 code for a protein of 521 amino acids. The record is from RefSeq and is a predicted model, not a curated record.